Molecule: messenger RNA, 720 nt
Organism: Marasmius oreades (fairy-ring Marasmius)
Lineage: Eukaryota; Fungi; Basidiomycota; Agaricomycetes; Agaricales; Marasmiaceae
Exons: 3
Coding region: 1-720 (239 amino acids)
Source: RefSeq, a predicted model, not a curated record
AUGACCUUUCACGGAAACGACACACCGGUCCUAGUGGCCCCUCGCCCCGUCAGGAUCACUGCUGGUACCCCUUCCUUCCACUCACUCGUUGGCCGGGCUCAGCCAGUACGACUUGUCUCUGCCCCGGAAAAUCUUGAACACUCUUCACUAGAAGAAGUCAAAACAGAUUUACUUCUAGAUCUAUCUUCAUCGCCUCUCGAGCGAGAUUUGAGUCCUCGAGCUUCACCCAGAUCUUCUUUACCAUCUGAGGCCUUGGAAGAGUUUUUGUCUAUUUUGAAACCUGGAUUACCUGGAUUUUUCCCUCCUCGCUCUCCUAUCCGCAGUCGGCGACAAGUGUCAUUGCCCACUCUACCAGUCUACUCUCACAAGGCUCGGGCUCGUCUAGAGCGGCCUAGUAGUAGAUUAGAAGAGCUCGAUGUCAUUCGUUCGACUCAAUCAAGCAGGAUCAACCGUACUCCGGAGUCUACAGAUGGACUAGAUGGCAUUGACAUCCAAGUAUUGGAGAUUGACGAUGCACAUUCGCCCUUCCGUUGGUUUACAUCGAGUGUUUUAUCAUCACCUGUUUCCCGCAGUAACACGCGAAAUCCGUUUCAACGACAUGCUGCUACAUAUACUGUGGUCCACGGGCAGCCGCCUAGCGCUACUGCCGUUUCACCAAUGUCGCCUUCCACGAUACCACUACCCUUACCUACCGCUGAUGAGCUUGUCGAAAGUUCAUAA